AUGGCUAGUCCUACCGUUCUCACCUUUGAUGCUGAGGGACGUGCAGUUGGCUUUGACGUGUGGGUUGACGAUCUACAGCUCUUUCUUCAGUGUGAUUCUAGGGAUGGGGUAUCUCUUUUCGAUCACACGUCCGGUGUUUCCACUGCUCCUGCUGCCACUGCUGACAGUACUGUUCGCUCUCAGUGGACCACUCGUGACGCUGUUGCUCGUCUUGCUGUUCGUAGUCACCUGCCGCCUGCUGAGCGCACACACUUUGGCCAGUACAAGACUGCUCAGUCUUUGUACGACGCUGUAGUUGCACGCUACUCCUCCCCUUCCACUGCUGCCCUCAGCCGCCUCAUGCUGCCGUACCUUUUCCCUGACCUUGCCGCCUUUGCCACAGUCGCUGACCUAGUUGCUCACCUUCGCACCAGUGACGCCCGCUACCGUGCUGCCCUUCCCACUGAGUUCUGUGCCAAGAACCCCCCCCCCAUGUACAUCACCCUUUACUACCUAGUCACCCGCCUCCCUGACUCACUUUCCUCAGUUAGGGAUCACUUCCUCUCCCUUUGCCCCACCGAGCUGACUGUCGACCUACUAGAGGAGCGCCUUACUGCAGCUGAGAAGAGUAUCUUAGCUGUAGGUGCUUCUCGCGGCGACCGUCGCACCCCUUUCUUUGAGGGGUGUUCCCCUGUCCCCCUUCUCCCCUCUGUUGCUUCUGCUGCUGCUGUCGACCUCAUUGGCACUGAGGAGGUCGGGGCUGCAUCUGCUCCGAGUGGGAGGCGCCGCAACAGCAAGGGCAAGGGGAGCAGAGGUGGUGGAGGGGCGGCGGGGGGGGUGGUGGAGGAGGCGGAGGGGGUGGCGGUGGAGGUGGGGGUGGCACCGGGAGUGGGGGCUUCAGUGGCGGCAGUGGAGGUGGUGGAGGCAGCGGCGGAGGUGGUGGAGGCAGCGGCAGCGGUGGUGGAGGUGGCGGCGGCGGUGGUGCUGGUCGAGGUGCAGCCGCGCAGCGUGGAGGCGCUGGUGGUAGCCAGCGUCAGUAGCAGCCGCGCUCCCGUGAGACCCCGUCGGCCCAGCAGCUUCGUGAGUGGUACGCUAGGCGCAGGAGGUCUGGGGGUGCUGGUCCCUGCACUUACGUUCUUCGCUCCGGCACUCGUAGUGGGGAGUGUCCCGCCCGACCCGGGCACUGCGGCUGCUGCUCUAGGUGCUAGUGCGUCUGCUGCUCCAGGUGCUGGUGCGUCUGCUGCUCCAGGUGCUGGUGCGUUUGCCCUCUCUGGUACUGCACCUACUGAGUCCUUGCACAAUUUUACACUUGAAUCUGGUGCUUCGCGCUCUUUCUUUAAAGACAGCACCACGCUCACGCCGCUCCGUCGGCCUGUUGCGGUCUCCCUUGCUGACCCCUCCGGGGGCCCAGUCCUUGCACACUCCUCCACGGUUCUACCGUGUCCUGCGGCCCCGUCGGGCUUGCUGUCGGGACUCCACCUCCCCUCGUUCUCUACGAACUUGGUGAGUGGAGCUGACCUCCAGGACGCGUGGGUUGACCAGUUCACCCCUGGAGGUCAGCGUGUGACCCACUGCACUUGCUCUCGGACGGGCCGCCACCUGGCCACGUUCACCCGUCAGCCAGGGUCGAGUCUGUACACACUGACUACUGCGCCUCCUCUGGUCUCUGCGUCUGGUCAGGUAGCUGCGUCUAGUCAGGUGUUUGCUGCCGCGUCCAGGUCUAGUCCUGCGUCUGCCCCCUGCUCGUGUCGUCCUCUGUCGCACGAGACUCUCCUUUGGCACCACCGCCUUGGUCACCCCUCCCUGCCUCGUCUUCGAGGUAUGGCCUCCCGUGCCCUUGUCUCGGGUCUACCCAAGUCCCUCCCUUCCCUUCCUCCGGGGCCUGCCCCCACCUGUGUUCCUUGUGUCGAGGGCAGGCAGCGCGCCGCCCCUCACUCCUCCUCGUUCCCUCUGACUGAGGCUCCUCUGCAGACUCUUCACAUGGACGUGUGGGGCCCAGCCCACGUCCGUGGACAGGGUCACGAGCGUUACUUCCUGCUGGUCGUUGACGACUACUCGCGUUACACCACAGUCUUCCCCUUGCGCAGCAAGGGUGAGGUCCCUGAGGUGUUGAUCGACUGGAUCCGCGGUGCUCGUCGCCAGCUCAGUGAGAGUUUCGAUUCCGACCUUCCUGUUCUGCGUCUGCACUCGGACAGAGGUGGGGAGUUUUCCUCCGACCUCCUGAGGGCCUUCUGUCGUGUGGAGGGCAUCGGCCAGACGUUCACGCUUCCGGCCUCCCCGCAGCAAAAUGGGAUUGCUGAGCGCCGCAUUGGCAUGGUCAUGGACGUCGCUCGUACGUCCAUGAUCCAUGCGGCUGCUCCCCAUUUUCUGUGGCCGUUCGCGAUUCAGUACGUUGCGCAUCAGAUCAACCUUCAGCCUCGUGUCUCCUUGCCGGAGACCACACCUACUCUGCGGUGGACGGGGAAGGUUGGCGAUGCGUCAGCGUUCCGUGUCUGGGGAUCUCGAGCAUUUGUCCGCGAUACUACAGCGGACAAGCUGUCCUCCCAUGCCGUUCCCUGCGUCUUCCUAAGCUUCUAUCCUGACGCACCCGGGUGGCAGUUCUACCACCCCACCUCGCGUCGUGUUCUGUCCUCUCAGGACGUCACGUUUGACGAGUCGGUGUUGUACUACCGUGUGUCCCAGGUAGACCCUGCCGAGCCGGUCGAGGUAGCUGUCAACUCAGGUGCUGCUAGGGGUGCUGAGCCUGCGGGUGCUGAGUCUGGGGGUGCUGAGCCUGUGGGUGCUGAGACUGGGGGUGCUGAGUCUAGGGGUGCUGAGUCUGGGCGUGCUGAGCCUGGGGGUGUGGAGCCUGAGGGUACUGUGUCACGGCGGGAGGCCCUCUCUCCACAGCGGCUUCGUGAGUGGUACUCUCGGCGCUGUCGAGUUGCUGCUGGUGCUGGAGGUGCUGCUGGAGCUACUGGAGGUGCUGCUGGUGCUAGAGGUGCUGCUGGAGCUACUGGAGGUGCUGCUGGUGCUGGAGGUGCUGGUACUACUGGAGCUACUGGACGUACUGAUGCUGCUGGAGCUGCUGGAGGUUCUGCUGGUGCUGGAGGUGCUGCUAGAGCUACUGGAGGUGCUGGCGCUACUGGAGCUACUGGAGGUGCUGCUGGUGCUGGCGCUACUGGAGCUGCUGGAGGUACUGCUGGUGCUGGAGCUGCUGGAGGUGCUGGAGCUACUGGAGGUGCUGGAGGUGCUGCUGGGACUGGAGACCCUGGGGCUGAGGGUACCGGUUCUGUCUCUGCUGUUUCUGGAGGCGCUGCGCGGCCGGGGCCGUACUACGUUCCGCUCCUUCAACAGGUUCUUGGCUCCCCACCUUCUCCUGGUCCUCCUCCUCCUUUCCUGAGUCCGCCGCCUGUCCAGUCCCAGUCGCAGUUGGAGCCAGCCUCUCCACUGCCCGGUCCUUACUCUAGACCGACUAGAGGUCUUACGGAGCGUCGUGAGCCUGAUUCUCGUCCUGUGUCGCCUGUGUCUCGUUCUGCGUCGCCUGUCCGUACUGUUCGCGCUGGUCGUGUUUCGCGUCCGCGUCUCCCUCCUGUCCCAGGCACUUACUCUAUGACUCUGCGUCCUUCUACUGUUCCUCUUCCGUCUCCUCCUGCGUCCUCUCUUCCUGACGUUCCGGACCCGGAGUCUGACUCCCUUCGUGCUACUAGUCCUGCUGUCAUGCGCUUUCUGGCCACUGCUGUCACUGACCCUCUGCUUGAGUCCUCUGCUGCGUCUGCUCUUGUUGCUGAGCUUGUUGACUUUGCUGCCGCCUGUCGCCUAGACUAUGCCACUGCUCUUGUUGCUGCGUCGGCGUCUGUGUCUGUCUGUCCUCCGUCCGUCGGGGGUGAGUGUGCUCUUGGCACAGACGUUCUUGAGGACAGAUAG
This is a messenger RNA of Closterium sp. Naga37s-1, 3885 nucleotides long. NCBI's taxonomy places the organism in Eukaryota, Viridiplantae, Streptophyta, Zygnematophyceae, Desmidiales, Closteriaceae. The record is from the annotation of a GenBank genome assembly.